Messenger RNA from Miscanthus lutarioriparius, 2433 nucleotides. NCBI's taxonomy places the organism in Eukaryota, Viridiplantae, Streptophyta, Magnoliopsida, Poales, Poaceae. The record is from the annotation of a GenBank genome assembly.
AUGUCGCGCAGCGUCAGCGCCGCCCGCGACAGGUGCUUGGAGCUGGAGCGCGUCAUCGCCGGCCGCGCCCGGUCGGGAAGCCUCGGCCUCGACGACGCGCUCAAGCUGUUCGACGAAAUGCUUCCCCACGCCAGGCCCGCUUCGGUUACCGCCUUCAACCACCUCCUCAAUGUUGUGUCUCGUGCCUUGUGCCGGCGCUCCUCCACCUUAGAGUCAGGGCUCGUCAUCUCCCUCUUCAACCGGAUGGUACGUGACUGCUCCAUCAAGGUGGCUCCCAACCUUUGCACCUACAACAUCCUCAUCGGCUGCUGCUGCCGCAUGGGCCGCCUGGAGCAUGGCUUCGCCGCCUUUGGCCUCAUCCUUAAGACUGGCUGGAGCAUGGCUUCGCCUGAAGCACCUAUAAUCAUCAAUCAACUGCUCAAGGGCCUCUGUGACGCCAAGAGGGUGGUUUCAUACAACACACUUCUCAAGGGUUUCUGUGAUGAAAAGAGAGCCGAGGAGGCACUUGAGCUGCUCCACAUGAUGUCUGAUGGUCAAGGUAGUAGCUACCCACCAGAUGUGGUGUCAUACACCACCGUCAUUAAGGGUUUCUUUAGUGAAGGUCAGGUGGAUAAAGCUUGCAGCCUGUUCGUUGAAAUGGGUGUUUCACCGAAUGUUGUGACAUACAAUACAAUCAUUGAUGGUCUGUGCAAAGCUCAAUCAGUUGACAGGGCCAAGGGCGUCUUUCAGCAAAUGAUUGAUAAAGGUGUCAAGCCAGACAAUGAGACAUAUAACUGUCUCAUCCAUGGAUACCUCUCAACAGGACAGUGGGAAGAGGUGGUUCAAAGGCUCAAAGAAAUGUCCACAUGUGGUCUUGAGCCAGAUGCUUUUACCUAUGGUUUGCUACUGGACUAUCUAUGCAAGAAUGGAAAGUGCAGUGAAGCUCGAAUUUUUUUUGAUUCUAUGAUUAGGAAGGGCAUAAAACCUAGUGUAACUACCUAUGGCAUUAUGCUUCAUGGAUAUGGUAACAAAGGAGCUCUUUCUGAAAUGCAUGAUCUCCUGAAUUUGAUGGUAGCAAAUGGUAUUUCACCUAAUCAUUACAUCUUCAACACUGUGAUCUGUGCAUAUGCUAAAAGGGCAAUGAUAGAUGAGGUGAUGCAUAUAUUUAUCAAAAUGAAGCAGCAAGGUUUGAAUCCAGAUGUCGUUAGUUAUGGAGCAUUAAUAGAUGCACUUUGCAAGUUGGGAAGAGUGGAUGAUGCUUUGCUCCAAUUCAAUCAUAUGAUCAAUGAAGGAGUGACUCCUAACAUUGUAGUUUUUACCUCCCUUGUUUAUGGACUUUGCACUGUUGACAAAUGGGAGAAGGUUGAGGAAUUAUUUCUCAAAAUGUUGAAUCAAGGGAUUCGCCCUAACAUCGUUUUCUUCGACACAAUAUUGUGUAACUUAUGCAGAGAAGGACGGGUUAUGGAAGCCCGAAGGCACACUGACUCGAUGGUAUGCAUGGGUGUCAAGCCUGAUGUUAUCUCAUACAACACAUUAAUAGAUGGCCACUGUUUAGCCAAUAGAAUUGAUGAAGCGUCACAGCUACUUGAUAGUAUGGCCUCAGUUGGCUUGAAACCUGACAUUUUUUCUUAUGAUACAUUGCUUAAUGGCUAUUGUAAAGCUGGCAGGAUAGAUAAUGCAUAUUGUCUUUUCCGAGAAAUGUUGAGGAAGGGAGUUAUGCCUGGAGUUGUGACUUACAAUACUAUACUGCAUGGUUUGUUUCAGACUAGAAGAUUUUCUGAAGCAAAGGAACUGUGCCUCAAUAUGAUUAAAAGUGAAAAACAGUGGUCCAUUCGCACAUACAGCAUAAUUCUAAAUGGGCUUUGCAAAAACAAUUGUGUUGAUGAAGCAUUCAAAAUGUUUCGGAGCGUGUGUUCUAAGGAUCUUGAACUUGACAUUAUUACUUUCAACAUCAUGAUUGAUGCUUUGUUCAAAGGUGGCAGAAAGGAAGAUGCCAUGCAUUUGUUUGCUGCUAUCCCUGCUAAUGGUUUGGUUCCAGAUGUUGUGACCUACCGCUUAAUAGCUGAAAAUCUCAUAGAAGAAGGGUCGCUAGAGGAGUUUGAUGGUCUGUUUUCAGCAAUGGAAAAGAGUGGUACUGCUCCAAACUCACGGAUGUUAAAUGCUCUAGCUAAGAGGUUGUUGCGUAGAGGUGACAUAAGCAGGGCUGGGGCUUACCUCUCCAAGCUUGAUGAGAAGAACUUCUCACUUGAGGCUUCCACUACUUCCAUGCUUAUAUCACUUUUUCGAGGGAGGAUUAUCAGCACCAUGCAAAGUCCUUGCCUCAAAAGGAAAGAAGAUGGCAAUAAGGGUUAUGACUUUAUUGAAUACUACAGGCAGGCAUGCGUAGAGUAUGCUAAGCAGAAGAUGUCUACUCCAGAAUUCAAAAUAGAUAUAAAUGCUCCUACUGUCAGUUAG